Sinocyclocheilus grahami is the source of this 367-nucleotide messenger RNA. Its product is annotated as serine/threonine-protein phosphatase 2A catalytic subunit beta isoform-like. The record is from RefSeq and is a predicted model, not a curated record. Bases 11 to 367 code for a protein of 118 amino acids. Gene Ontology annotation, molecular function: protein serine/threonine phosphatase activity. NCBI's taxonomy places the organism in Eukaryota, Metazoa, Chordata, Actinopteri, Cypriniformes, Cyprinidae. The transcript is spliced from 3 exons.
AACCGCACUAAUGGCUCUCUUUGUCUGUGGUCUUCCUCAGGGCCCCAUGUGUGAUUUAUUGUGGUCUGACCCAGAUGACCGUGGAGGUUGGGGUAUUUCUCCUAGAGGUGCAGGCUACACCUUUGGGCAGGACAUAUCUGAGACAUUCAACCACGCUAAUGGCCUUACGCUGGUCUCUAGAGCUCACCAGCUAGUGAUGGAGGGUUACAACUGGUGCCAUGAUCGCAACGUGGUAACGAUUUUCAGCGCACCCAACUACUGCUACCGCUGUGGGAAUCAGGCAGCCAUCAUGGAGCUCGACGACACCCUCAAGUACUCCUUCCUGCAGUUCGACCCGGCGCCACGCAGAGGAGAGCCGUGUGUGUGA